AUGGGUGUGUUUGGCGGAAAUGGCGGUUCCAGUUUUGACGAUGUUGCCCUGUCGGAUGGCUAUAGAAUUUUGUCUAUAAAGGUGCGAUCAGCUGGUGAAGUGGAUGCGAUACAGCUAACCGAACGAUUUCCACUUGUUAGGCGCGCCAAUUUUAGGUUUUUUCGCUCAAUAAAAAAUAUACGGGCCGAGUCGGGCCGGGCCGGGUUUCACUACAAAAUUCUCGGGUCGGGUCGGGCUCGGGCAUUAAAAAUUAGUCUGGGCCGGGCUGGGUCGGGUUUUGAAAAUAGGUCGGCCCGCACAUCUCUAGUAACGUACGGAAACACUCAAAUAUCCGGAAAAUUAUGUCCUGGAUGUACAAAUUAUAAGGAUGAAUGGGCUCCCGCACAUGGAGGAACUGGCGGACAUUUGACUACCGUUUUUUGUCCGGCAGAAGGUGUAAUAACUGGAAUAAAGUACCGCUCCGGCUCUCGACUAGAUUCCAUCACAUUCAUAUGCACUUCAGCUAUUGGGGUUACUGAGUUGGGACCUUUUGGUGGAAAUGGCGGCUCUGCUGGUGAAGAAAAAUGCCCUCCUGGUUCGUACAUUAGUUCGAUACACGGAAGAAGUGGCGAACGAGUGGAUGCAUUGGGAAUUCGGUGUCGGAGAGUGGAAGAAACUGGUAGUGGUCCCAAACGUGAUGCGCAUGGAGGAAAUGGAGGCUACGCAUUCGAUGAUUCAAGUUACACAACAAAUCAACGGCGCCCGGUGCAAAUCAGAAUUCGACAUGCAGUCGAGGUUGACAUGAUCCAAAUUAAAUAUGGAAACAUGCCGGUAUCAAUGAACUGCAAAGUAUCGAAUAUUAAAGUGACCGAUCAAAGUAUUAUCGCCAGUAGUGAUGGCUAUGCGGUGAUAGGAUUUGUUACCGGAUCCACUUGUUCCAUGGAAACACAAAGCCUUCACAUUAGUCAGGCAGCUACAGAAGAAGAAACAACUGGUGUAGAAACUUCGGAAGGAGGCGAACUUAACUGGUCGACAACAGUGUCAGUUGGCUUCUCAUUCGGUAUAGAUAUUUUCGCAAAGACAGAAAUUUCACGGGAAUUGUCUCAAAGUUUCGGAGGAUCGAGAUCAUGGUCCCAAACAAGGUCAAACUCUUCAUCGACCGGCAGUACAUCGACAGUUGGCACAACGGUAAAUUAUCAAGGUCCCGGGGCGUGUUUGCUCAUCGGGACGAUGAAACGGUACAAAAUUGAACAGAACAGUGUACCCGUUUUGUAUGACUUCAAAUGCGAAGGCGGUGUAUCAACACCAAAACCAGGUACGAUCAAACUAUCGAGCACCACAUUCGAUCAGGCCAGCUUCGUAGACCUCUCACAUUCAUUUGAGUCUGUAGACGAGUGUUCAUCUAAAGCCCGGAUGUGCGUUUCAUCAAUUCAGGCUGGUAAGCUUAUUUCGGAUCCGUGGAGUAUUAAAAAAGAGUUUCAGGAUUGUUUCAAAUGAAAAUAAAAAUUUUGUCAAACAGACACAAUAAAA
Messenger RNA from Bradysia coprophila, 1509 nucleotides. RefSeq lists its product as uncharacterized. Lineage: Eukaryota; Metazoa; Arthropoda; Insecta; Diptera; Sciaridae. The record is from RefSeq and is a predicted model, not a curated record.